UCUGUCAAACUCAAUCUUCGAUUGGUUUUCUUCUGUUUCGGCAGCUUCGUCCCCCAGGUUCGGCAUCGAAAAAAGACCCAACCCGACCCCGCCUAGCGCCCACCUAGCCCCACAUCGCCGGCUUGUUGCAGAUUUGGACGGAGAAAAUUCUGAUAGCGGAGACAGGGUCGAGUUCCAGAGCCAUAUAAUUGGACCAUAUUCAGGAGGAGAUUGAGGAGGUGUCUGCCGUUCCGGAAGUGAAGGAGAAGAAGAAGAGCAGAAAUGCUUUGAGGAAGGGGUCGGAAGGUGAAGAGGUCUGAGCUAUGCAGUUCAACACUCACAAAAGCCGUGGCCUUCCGCUAUCUUCCUUUUGGAAAGGCUUUAAACCUUGUUUCCUUAGAAGGGUGCUUUUCUGUAUUAGACCUGGGGGACCUCUUACUCAGGUCGCUCCAGGCUCUACCGGAACCGAGCGUACCUUGGGACACGCGCUACAAAAGGCUUAGGAAGCGGGCCUGUCUGAUGAAGGGACUUCGUAUAUAUAUAUAUAUAUAUAUUAAAUUGACUCGUUUGAAUUGUUAAUUCCGAGACAAUUCUUCAGAAAGCAUCUGGAGCACGGAAAAAUUCUGUACAAGAAAUGCAGAAAGUGGGAAAGUUGGAUACCAAAUUGAACGGACAAAGCGUCCAGCCUGUCUCCAGCAGUGCUCAAAUAACAGAAAUGACUGCAGUUCAAGAUCACACUAAGAGAAAUAACACAACUAGGAAGCAAGAGGUGGAGGCAUCGGUACAAGAGCUUGCUUCUCGAGCUGCUUCCCGAGUCAAGGCUGUAGCUGCGGAAAAGAUCACACCACCAAAUUCGGCAUAUCAAUUUGAGGCUAUAUCUCCAAGUGCAUUGCCGCAGAUAUUCAAAAAUGCUUUGACUGUUCCCAUACUUCUUGACAUUAUCAAGUGUGCGGCAACCUUUGUCGUUGAAGAAAUGGAUUUGGCCGUCAAUUAUUUGGAGAACUUAACCGGGGUUCCAAGAUUUGACACACUCAUCAUGUUUCUUUCGUCCUCAGACAACGCUGAUCUUGUUAAGAUAUGGGAUGAAGUGUUUGACAAUGAGGCAACUCCGGUUGAGUAUGCCGAGAAGCUUGAUAACCUGCAUACAAAGUACUGCCCAAGCGAUGACAAAGCUCAACAAGUUUCUACUUUACCCUCCUCCACCUCUUGUACUGUAAAUUCAAGUUGUAAAAAUUUGAAAUGCUCCAACGACCCCUUUGAAUCUCAAAUUGUAUCGUGGACAACUUUUCUAUCCAUUUAUCGAGAUGUUAAAAGUACAUUGCAACUUUUACUUCACUCCUGUUGGACUUGAAUACUUCGAACU
Prunus persica (peach) is the source of this 1342-nucleotide messenger RNA. RefSeq lists its product as uncharacterized. Bases 614 to 1330 code for a protein of 238 amino acids. The transcript has 6 exons. The record is from RefSeq and is a predicted model, not a curated record. NCBI's taxonomy places the organism in Eukaryota, Viridiplantae, Streptophyta, Magnoliopsida, Rosales, Rosaceae.